Messenger RNA from Homalodisca vitripennis (glassy-winged sharpshooter), 1088 nucleotides. RefSeq names its product zinc finger protein 830. The record is from RefSeq and is a predicted model, not a curated record. Gene Ontology annotation, cellular component: spliceosomal complex; nucleus. The transcript is spliced from 5 exons. Lineage: Eukaryota; Metazoa; Arthropoda; Insecta; Hemiptera; Cicadellidae. The coding region runs from base 108 to 1001 and encodes 297 amino acids. Gene Ontology annotation, biological process: mitotic DNA replication checkpoint signaling; mitotic DNA damage checkpoint signaling; nuclear DNA replication. Gene Ontology annotation, molecular function: nucleic acid binding; zinc ion binding.
AAAACGAAACGACGCGACACUGCGACAGGUUGGUUUCUGUUAGCACGUAGGUUUGUUUUGUGAUUGAGGUUAAGUUAAAUUUCAGUUGAACUUGGUGGAUUAAAGCAAUGGCAAAUGAAAAUAAGAAGAGAAUAACCCAAAAUGAAUUGCGAAGAAUUAUGUCGGAACAAAAAAAGAAAUUUAUUUCUUCUCCAAGAAAAAUAGAAUCUCCGUUGGCAAAGUAUAAAGAGGAUGGCACACUGACAUGUAUUGUUUGCGAGAGUAUCAUCCGCAGUGAUGCUGUUUGGAUAGUUCAUCUCAACUCCAAACAACAUAAAGACAAUAUUGCACGCAGGAAGCAGCAGUUACUCCCACCUAAACCACCACCUGAACCUCCUUUAGUUGUCUACAAGAGGCCAGCCACCCCACCACCAUUUGUGCCAGCCAAGAAACUGAAAGGAAUUUUAAAGAAUGCACCAGCGCCUAAACUGCCGGAAGGGUUUUUUGAGAGUGAGAUCAAAAGUCAGUCAAAGACAGAAGCUGUGAAGGAGAUAACUUCAGAUGGUAAUGCAGGCUUUUCUCCGGAAAUGGCACCAAAGCCCCUAGAAGCUAUGGAAACAGAAGAGGAGACAGACGAAGAGGCAACAGGGCAGUCCAAAGAUCCUCUUCCUGAAGGAUUCUUUGAUGAUCCAGUUAUGGAUGCAAAGGCACGGAACGUAGAAUACAAAGACCCUAUACAGGAAGAGUGGGAGAGGUUUCAGAAAGAGAUCAAGGAACAGACGACUGUCUCCACACAGAUUAUAGAGGGGGACACAGAAGAGGCUACAACAGAACGGCAGAUACACGAACUGGAUGAACAGCUCAGUAACUGGUCCAGGGUUCUGGAUUUAGAGAAGAAGAAGGAAGCUGUACAGUCUGUGCUGACCAAGAGUAUCAGUGACAACACAGUUGAGGAGUCUAGCGGAGAAGAUGAUGACUUUGAUGAGUUUCUGGACUGGCGAGCUAAGAAGGCGUUUAAGUGAUGUUUUCAUCAUACAACUGUUUAUAUUGUACAUAAUUCUUGACUCAUUUUAUAAAUAUGUAAAAUAUACUGAAAAUUUAUUUCAUUA